CAUGGAUUUGUUAUUAAAUUCCCACUUGGUUGUAUCAUUUAUGUACAAUGAUUAGACGUAAAAUAAUCUCGCUGUGCCGAUCCAACUACAGUAGACUAUGUUCUUCCAUGACCCAGCCAGAUAUCGAUCUAGGAUACUACUGUGAUGUAAGCAACUCCUCCGAGGUUAAGCGAAACAUAACUUCAAGGAAAGGUGUUGGAAAUAUAGAUCGCGUGUUAGAUAUUUAUAAUCGCCUGAAAAUUAUAGAUGUGGCCGAUGAAGCUCACGACACUUUAAAACAGGAGUUGUAUAGGGAGCUUAGUAAAUUGCCAAAUAAAACUCACCCCUCAGUUCAAGGAUAUAAAGAGGACCCUAUAUUAGUACAUGAGCUGAAUAAGAAGCGUGACUUUGGGAAACACUCCCCACUUGAAUUCAGUGAAAUUACACGCCUCAUGAACCUUAUGAGGACAGAUAAGUUAGGUCAAACUUGUGGACACAAGAGUUAUUAUUUCCUCGGUGAACUAGCUGAAUUAGAGGAAGCAUUGAUCAAAUAUGCAGUUACAUACUUGGUUAAGGAGAAUUUUAAACUAGUUUCUGUUCCUGAUAUCUUACCAAAGAAUGUUUUGGAAAGCUGUGGCAUGACAAUAAAUAGUGAUAGGACACAGAUAUACUCCUUAGAUCCAAUUCAUCAUGGCCCAGACUUAUAUCUGUCAGGCACUGCAGAAAUGUCACUGGCAGGGUUGCUCAUGAACUCUGUCCACUCUGGCAUAGACCUUCCUCUGAAGUUGGCAGCCGUAAGCCGAUGUUUCCGGGCUGAGACUUCCAGCAUCAUAGAUGAGCGGGGAGUGUAUAGAGUACACCAGUUUACCAAAGUGGAAAUGUUUGCUGUUACCACGCCACAGCAGUCGGAGGAGAUGCUUGAAUACAUCAGGACCCUGCAGGAACAAAUGUUUGUACCCCUGGGAUUCAACAUGAAAGUGUUAGAUAUGCCACCACAUGAGUUGGGAGCUCCUGCAUAUAGAAAAUAUGAUAUUGAAGCCUGGAUGCCAGGUCGAGGCAAUUACGGAGAAGUUUCUAGUUGCAGCAACUGUACAGAUUACCAGUCAAGAAGACUUAACAUCAGAUACAAACAGGACGGCAAAACACACUAUGUGCACACAUUAAACGGGACAGCAUGUGCAAUACCAAGGAUGCUGAUCACUUUACUUGAAACACACCAAGACCCAAAAGGCAAAAUUUUCAUCCCUGAAGCUCUUCAGCCUUUUAUGAAUGGAAAGAAAUAUAUAACAAAGAAUAGUGCAAUACCAGAUUUAAAGUUGACAAAGAAAAUAAAAUAAUAAUAUUUUUA
Molecule: messenger RNA, 1327 nt
Organism: Cydia amplana
Lineage: Eukaryota; Metazoa; Arthropoda; Insecta; Lepidoptera; Tortricidae
Gene: SerRS-m
Product: serine--tRNA ligase, mitochondrial
Exons: 4
Coding region: 48-1316 (422 amino acids)
Biological process (GO): mitochondrial seryl-tRNA aminoacylation
Cellular component (GO): mitochondrion
Molecular function (GO): tRNA binding; ATP binding; serine-tRNA ligase activity
Source: RefSeq, a predicted model, not a curated record